Molecule: messenger RNA, 2583 nt
Organism: Alosa alosa (allis shad)
Lineage: Eukaryota; Metazoa; Chordata; Actinopteri; Clupeiformes; Clupeidae
Gene: slc22a5
Product: solute carrier family 22 member 5
Exons: 10
Coding region: 80-1744 (554 amino acids)
Biological process (GO): transmembrane transport
Cellular component (GO): membrane
Molecular function (GO): transmembrane transporter activity
Source: RefSeq, a predicted model, not a curated record
GCGUGUCCUGAGUGAACACUCUGACGUGGUUGUCCUCCUUCUUUGGCAGGGUUUCCCCAUCUCACACACUAUCAGCAUAAUGGGCGACUAUGACGAUGACACCGCUUUCCUGGGUCAGCGAGGGCCUUUCUUCAUCAUCACCUUCUUUCUUCUCAACUUCAUCUGUAUCUCCACGGGCCCCUCUGGGCUCUACUUUGUGUUUGUGGGGGCCACGCCGCCCCACCACUGCCUCAUCCCCGAAGUCAACCUGACUGACGCAUGGAGGGCGGCCAUCAUCCCGUCCGAGACGGUGGACGGGCAGGCGCAACAGAGCAUGUGCAGCAGGUACAGACUGGAUGUGGUGAAGAACUUCUCCGACCGAGGCUUUACCCCUGGAGUGGAAGUCAACGUCACAGACAUCGAACAGGAGAAAUGCUUGGAUGGAUGGAACUACAGCAAAGAUAUCUACCAGUCAACCAUCGUUACUGACUGGGAUCUUGUAUGUGAUAAUCAAUGGAAAACUCCUCUAGCCUCAUCUUGCCUAUUCAUCGGGUUCCUGAUAGGAUCCCUGGUCUCAGGCCAACUAUCAGACUGGUUUGGGAGGAAGAAGCUUAUUUUCAUUUGCUUGGCAGGUCAACUCCUCAGUGUGCUCGUCCAUUCAUUCUCUCCGUCGUGGAUCGUCUUCUGCAUUCUCUACCUCUUUGUGGGGGCUUUCCACAUCUCUCUGUACAUCACUACAUUUGUUUUGGGCACAGAAGUGUUAAGUAAAUGGCUCCGUGAUAUCUUCACCACUCUCGGCGUGUUCCUACACUAUUGCAUUGGAUACAUGCUGCUGCCUGGCUUUGCUUUUGCCAUGAGGGACUGGAGGCCUCUUCUGCUAAUCAUAUCGGGCAUCAAUCUAGUCUACAUCCCAUUUUGGUGGUUCAUUCCAGAGUCCCCUCGGUGGCUUCUAUCUCAGGGCAGAGUAGAGGAGGCCGAGGCCAUAGUGAGGGACGCCGCCAGGAGGAAUGGAGUGGCCGCACCUGAGGUCAUCUUCAAAGAGCAAAAGGUUGAAGCAUCUCCCACUGACACAAAGAGUUACGGUAUUUUAGACGUAUUGAGAAACGGUAAAGUGAGGACUACUACUUUCCUGUGCCUAUUGUUGUGGCUGUCUACAAACAUGGGAUACUAUGGACUGUCUUUAAACACCUCCAAUCUAAGUGGAAAUCCAUACCUCAAUUGCUUUCUGUCCGCUGCUGCGGAAGUCCCUGGGUACAUUGUGUCUACCGUGCUUAUAAAGCUCUGUCCAAGGAGACCUCUUCUCACAAUCUUUCUCAUCAUCGGAGGUGGCUUUCUACUUUUAAUUCAGCUAAUCCCAGAAAAUUUGCAUGCUCUAGCAUUAACCCUGGAGAUGGUUGGGAAGUUUGGCUUCACCAUGUCCUUCACUGUGGUGUACGCCUACACGGCCGAGAUCUACCCCACGGUGCUGAGGAACGUGGGAAUGGGGAUGUGCUCGUCAGCAGCACGCAUUGGCAGCAUCACAGCCCCUUACAUCAUUUAUCUGGGUUCCAUCAACAAGUAUCUGCCUUACAUUCUGAUUGGGAGUAUGACACUGGGCUCGUCGGUGGUGAACCUGUUCCUGCCGGAGACGUUCCGCCGAGAGCUUCCUGAGACGGUGGAGCAGAUGCAGCGGUGCAGAGGGUUGUGUCAACAAAAGAAGAUAGACAAGUGCCCCGAAGCAGAUGACGAACAGAAAAGUGAAGUUGUGAAUCAGUCUAAACUGUAACUCUGGGCCCCAACGGCCAACCUGGCAUCACUGGAGCCCCCUGGUGGUCACUUUCAAUGCUCAGGAGAUAAUUGGUGGUGAUUUCCACACAAACAUAUCCUCUGCAGAAUUUUUAACAGAGUACUUUAUAUUUUUGUUUUUAAUGUCACAUGUAUUAUAUAGAUGUCAAGAACAAAGCCAUUGCUCUCUCAAAAUCUCACUCACAGAUUUUGCUGAAUAACAGAUACUUGAACUGCUUUUGUAAUUCAAUGAAUUGUUUGCAUGGAAACAUGCAAACAAAUUGUAAAUAGCUAUAACUGAUUUACUAAAACUCUGCUACAUACUUUAAAAACAAAACUCUCCUGGAGUGAGCAGUGAUAUUGUUUAGACUAGAACAUUAAAUAAAUAGACUGGAUAACAUUAUUCCACGUUGGAAAAAUAUAGCAUCUGUUAAUAGUGCCCUAAUAGCAGUGCCAUAUCUCCAUUCUGUAUGCCUUCUUAAAGGUGUGGUCAGCGAUUGCGCAGGAAGUCACGUUUGUUUAUGUUUAUGCCUAUGUUCAUAUUUAAAUUUAUUAGCAGAUGCUUUUGUCCAAAAACAUUGUACAUUAUAUUUUAACCAAGGACCAAACGAAACACACCAGAGAAAAAGUUUACUCCUCCCUUAUUUCCAGAGAAACUCAUUUUUGUUUGAGGGACAGGCCGCUCCCACUUUGUUUGUUUCCAGUUUUCGGUGCCUGGGCUGGCGUUGUUUUUUUACAGUGCAGCUAGCGUAUUGUGAGGAAAUUAUUACUGAAUGUGACAAAAAAAAUGCUAUGCUUGAAAUCGUGUACAAUCUCUGACUGCACCUUUAAUGUAAUGUU